AUGGCUUCAUUCAACUCAGUUCGGGUAGGAGCCGUUCAAGCAGAGCCCGUCUGGCUUGACCUGGAUGGCAGUGUCAACAAAACCAUCAGCCUCAUUGAGAAGGCGGCAUCAGAUGGAGUCCAGGUUCUUGGAUUCCCCGAAGUGUGGAUUCCAGGUUAUCCAUGCAUGUGGACUUCCGCGGUCAUCAACAACACACACAUCAUCCACGAGUACAUGGCAAACUCAAUGCUGCGGGACUCUGAGCAAAUGCGACGUAUUCAAGCCGCUGUUCGGAAAGCGAAGAUGUUCGUCGUUCUCGGAUACAGCGAGCGAGAGGGUGCCAGCUUAUACAUGGCCCAAUCUUUCAUCUCCCCUGGAGGAGAAAUUGUGCAUCAUCGUCGCAAGAUAAAACCAACCCACGUUGAGCGCACUAUCUGGGGAGAGGGCCAAGCCGAGUCGCUCAAAUGUGUUGUCGACUCUCCAUUUGGCAAGAUCGGCGGUCUCAAUUGCUGGGAGCAUCUCCAGCCACUGCUGAGGUACUAUGAGUACUCACAGGGUGUCCAAAUCCAUGUGGCUAGCUGGCCAGCCGAAUUCGAGAUGCCAGACCCGGCAAAGAUUAACUGGCUCUACCACGAAACAGCAGAGGCAAGCUGUCGAGCGAGCCAAUUCAUGGCUAUUGAAGGCCAAUGCUUCGUGCUCGUAGCAACUCAGGUCCUGACCGAGGGAAACCUCGAAAAAAACAACUUGACUGGGAAUCCGGUAACCAAGACGCCCGGAGGUGGGUUUUCCAUGAUCUUUGGCCCCGACGGAAAACCCCUGUGUGAGCCGAUUGAUGCAGGGGCUGAGGGUAUUCUGAUGGCAGAUGUCAACCUCCGAGACAUUGACUACCCCAAGGCAUUUAUCGAUGUUGUUGGGCACUAUGCUCGUCCAGACCUGCUUAGUCUGUUGGUGAACCCGAGUGUGGAUAAUCAUGUAACCAUGAUGCAAAAGUAG
Penicillium atrosanguineum is the source of this 972-nucleotide messenger RNA. Its product is annotated as carbon-nitrogen hydrolase family protein. Lineage: Eukaryota; Fungi; Ascomycota; Eurotiomycetes; Eurotiales; Aspergillaceae. Gene Ontology annotation, molecular function: catalytic activity. The record is from RefSeq and is a predicted model, not a curated record. The coding region runs from base 1 to 972 and encodes 323 amino acids. The transcript has 2 exons.